Mytilus californianus (California mussel) is the source of this 681-nucleotide messenger RNA. RefSeq names its product C-type lectin domain family 4 member M-like. Lineage: Eukaryota; Metazoa; Mollusca; Bivalvia; Mytilida; Mytilidae. The transcript has 5 exons. The record is from RefSeq and is a predicted model, not a curated record. Bases 97 to 639 code for a protein of 180 amino acids.
UAAACUAUUACGUUUGUGUCAACAGGAAAAUGUUGUUGUAUUUUGUGCGUUUUUCCUGACUGAAUAAGGUUUAUAAUCAGCCUCUUAUUGGGAGGAAUGCAGAAGACUGGCACGGCUUUGAUCGGUUUCACCUUAGAAAGUCAUUUUCUUCCUGACUUUAGAAUGGAAAUUAAAAUUCUAUUGUUUUGCACUGCUAUGGCAUUUACCUCUGUGUUAGGAGAUAACUGUCAAGCUCCCUACGUAAGGAUAGGGGAUGGCUGUUACUUUAUCAGUAAUGACAAGGUGUCUGGUGAUGCAGCAUUUGCACUCUGUGCGAAGAGAGGUGCUUACUUGGCUAAUUUUGAAACCCUUGAGGAAGCCAUGAUAAUGAAAAUGAAACUGCAGCAAAAGAAUUCAGGUUUACACUACUACGUUGGUGGAAGAAAUAUCAACCGAUACGUUACUGGUGGUGAUUGGAGGUGGGUUAAAAAUGAACAGAUGACAAAAAUGACGUACUACGCCUUCGGUGACGGAGAACCCAAUGGAUCUAUCGCGGCACCACAAGACUGUAUGUUCUUCUAUGCGCAGGACAGAUAUAAAUUCCAUAAUGUCAUGUGUGAUAGUGGAAGCUAUCUUGGAGGUUACAUUUGUGAAAAAUAAAGCUAUUGAUUAAACUGCUCGAAUUACGUGUCUUGCACAAUA